Messenger RNA from Megalops cyprinoides (Indo-Pacific tarpon), 2518 nucleotides. RefSeq names its product ras-related C3 botulinum toxin substrate 3-like. NCBI's taxonomy places the organism in Eukaryota, Metazoa, Chordata, Actinopteri, Elopiformes, Megalopidae. The transcript is spliced from 6 exons. The record is from RefSeq and is a predicted model, not a curated record. The coding region runs from base 138 to 716 and encodes 192 amino acids. Gene Ontology annotation, biological process: regulation of actin cytoskeleton organization; cortical cytoskeleton organization; small GTPase-mediated signal transduction. Gene Ontology annotation, cellular component: cell projection; plasma membrane; cytoplasmic vesicle. Gene Ontology annotation, molecular function: protein kinase binding; GTP binding; GTPase activity.
CUUCGGCUCUGCGGUUCCAGCUUGUGCGCGUCGUGAAAUAGACCUGUAAUUAAUACAGAUCUGAAAUCACUACCAGUAUUUGUUGCAAUUAAACAGAUUCAGGAGUCUGCCAUUUGACACACCCUCCUACGCUGCAAAUGCAGGCCAUUAAAUGCGUGGUUGUCGGCGAUGGCGCCGUGGGAAAGACCUGUCUGCUCAUCAGUUACACAACCAACGCCUUCCCUGGAGAGUACAUCCCUACAGUGUUUGAUAACUACUCUGCGAAUGUGAUGGUGGAUGGGAAGCCCGUGAACCUGGGCCUGUGGGAUACUGCGGGACAGGAGGACUACGACCGCCUCAGACCCCUGUCCUAUCCACAAACGGAUGUGUUCUUGAUAUGCUUCUCACUGGUCAGCCCCGCCUCCUUCGAGAACGUCAGAGCUAAGUGGUACCCAGAAGUCCGACACCACUGUCCCAACACCCCCAUCAUCCUGGUGGGCACCAAGCUGGACCUCAGGGAUGACAAGGACACCAUCGAGCGCCUGCGGGACAAAAAGCUGGCCCCCAUCACGUACCCCCAGGGCCUGGCCAUGGCACGGGAGAUCGGUGCCGUGAAGUACCUGGAGUGUUCGGCGCUGACCCAGCGCGGCCUGAAGACCGUGUUCGACGAGGCGAUCCGCGCCGUCCUCUGUCCCCCACCCAUCAAGAAGCGCGGCAAGAAGUGCACCGUCGUCUGAGCAGCCGCAGGGGGCGCCGUCUCGUCAGGAAACAUGGCACGUGAAGGGUGGGGAACUGUUGCCACUGCUCCAGCAACACAACAAGAGUCACUGAAUGUUUUCUGAGAGAAAUAUAAUCAAGCCAUUUAUAUACAGUACUCCUGCAAUGGGGAGGGGGGGAGGGGAUUUGGGUUCAGAGUUUGACAGAGAGAAGAGGGGAUUGAUAUACAUCGGUAAAAUUACACCCGCCUGCUUUUAAACAGCGUCAGAGGAACUCUGUCCGAAUUUGCCUUAAUCAAUCAGAAAAAAAGGUGUCAUCACUAGAGAGGAAGCAAUGGCAGAAAAAGGAAAUGAAUAUUGACUAAAACACAACUGAACGGAAUAAAUACACCAUUUUAUAUCAUGUCCUCAUAUACUUUUUUUUCCUUCACAACUUCUAAAAUGGGAAUUGCAGAUAAAAGCACGAGAAGCACCAAGCACAGAGCCCUCACACCUUCAUGCCAUUCAUAAAUGUAUAACACAACAGAGCUUAAGUUGGUGGUUUUGGUGGCCAGCCAUUUUGCCAGUGUUUUAUUUUUCUUGUCUUGGGGUUUGUGAACGUUUGAGCCGAUGUGACAGUGUUAAUGUCUUUUGUGAGGUUCUGUGGGUCAGCACUGUAGGGCAGAAGAAAGGGAGACAGUGUGCUGGUAUGGACGGUACAAUCACCUGAUUAGAAGUAACUUUAGCUGUCAUCCUGCAAGACGAAGGUCAGUUGGAAUCUCUUGCACGGUUUGUCAUGUAAUAUCACGUCACAGUAACUGCUUGUGGUUCUACGGUGCCAUUAACCACAAACAACAAAAGUAACAGUAAUAAUUAUUAGAAUGAUUUUUCCAAAUGAGACAAGAAUGAACAUGUUUCUGUUGUUUUUUUUAUUUUGUGUUUUUGCCUUCUUUUAUAUUUUGGGAUAGAAAAACUCGAUCCCUCUGCACCAAUGCAAAGGACAGUUUCUCCCUGGCCUUUUCACAAACUAUGAAUGAAACCUGACUAUUUCUACACUUACAUUUGUUCAUUUGGCAGACGCUUUUAUCCAAAGCGACUUACAAGUGAGGCAGAGUACAACACAAGCAAAAAGCCAUAAGGAGUCAACGAUAUAAGAAGCACUGCAUGACCAGGCUCCAAUGGUUAGCUCUGUUAAGGAGAUCGAGACCCGUUUGUGCAGCUUAAGUUGUUCUAACAGUUUCCUCUCUGCUGUGGUCUGUCUGUCUUUCUAAACAUUUCCUGAUGGAUAGCCAUUCACCACCAAGAAUCAGUGUGUCUGCAUUAAGGUCUUUGUCCCUUCUCAAAAUAUACUAGUCUACUUCAGGAUUAUGGCUUGUGAAAGUGAAUGGGAAAACAGCCUUUAGUAUACCUGUACAAUGCGCUGCUGAAAUCCUCCAUCCUGUCUUGCCCUGCAUGCUGUUAGUAUAGGCCAUGUUUACUGCUACAAAGUCUUUGAUCCUCAUGGGAGGAGAUCUACAGGACAACAAUGUGCCAUUGUGACUCAGUACUUGGGGGACUAGCAUGCCAAAUUUCCAAACCACAGAACCCUACUGCCUGAACAGCCUUGUAUUGAAACUCUAGGUUCAUCUGGGGGUCCAGUCUUAACUUCCUUAUGGUGACUUAAAUGUGUGUGUUUUCUCUUUGUCUUAGUUGCCAAGAGUGCAUCUUGUGUGGAUGGGUGCAUGCAACAUACGUAUGUGUGAGUGUGUAUGUACGUGCACAUGUGUGUAUGUGUGAGACUUUUGGGUACUCCUGGAACCAGCAUUCUGUUGUUGUGUAUGUGAUAACUUUUCAAAAGGAAAAGA